AGUGCAUUGUUCGUGUUUUGACCUCGAUGACGUUUCAUUACGCGCACGCUGUACUUCUUCCGGGUUAGUUCCGGCAUGGUUUUCAGAUUUGUAAACUCGAACAUAACAUGUGUUACCAAAAACUGUAAGAUAAGAUGAGUUCUCAGAAAGGUAAUGUAUCUCGGUCGCGGGGUCAGAAGCAUCAAAACACCUUUGCCUUCAGAAACGACAAGUACGGAACGACAGUACAAGUGAAGAAGGCAAAAUCAAAGACCCAUGAUGGUCUCUGUCAACACUGUAAGGGUGUCCUUGAGUGGAAAGUGAAGUACAACAAAUACAAGACACUGACACAGCCCAAAAAAUGUGUAAAGUGUUCUCAAAAGACAGUGAGGGAUGCAUAUCACAUCGUUUGUAAGCCCUGUUCUCUUCAGCUAGAGAUCUGCUGCAAGUGUGGGAAGAAAGAGGACAUUGUUAUUCCAAUAAACUCAGAAGGGGACAACAAAGAGGAGGAGGAGGAGGAGGAAGAAAAAGAAGAUGGUGCCCAGAAAAAGAAAGGACGUGGACGACGGAAGAAGGACUUGGAUGACUCGGACAGUGAUGAUGAUUUCCAUGAUGACUUAAGUGACCUUGAAGACGACGAUGAUGGUGAGGGAGAUGAUCUUGAUAAUAACUCAGAUGCUAAGAAGACACAGAACAAGUCUGAUGUCCUCCCAGAUGUGUCCAGAGUCAACGUUAAAGACUAAAGACAGUGAGAGGGUGCUUGUUGUACUAAGUGUACUUCUUUUCUUUUCUCUCUCUCUCUCUCUCUCUCUCGCUCUCUCCUUUUUUUAACAUAUAUACAAAAUAAGGUUUGUAUAUAGAAGAGUUAACAAAAUGGCCUAUACGAUGUACUUUAAAUUCCCAAAGCCAUUUACAAACCAUGCCAGCUGAUCACUUGAAUGAACUGUAAUAAAAAAAGAAACUGCACAUCAUGUACAUUCAUUUUUAAUUAUAUGUGUCUAAUCUACCAAUUCUUCUCACAAUAACUGAGGUAAUAGUGGCCUUGAAGUAUGACGAAAAGCAGAAGUAGAGGCUCCGCUAGUAAAGACUCUGAACUAUUGACUCUGUCAUGCACACUCAUAUUCUAUAUUUACACUCAGUCGGUGGGUUAUUAGGUCCACCCUAAUGGAGUCUCAUUAAACAAUAAUCCUGCAAUAAAUCCUACAUUCAUGAA
Molecule: messenger RNA, 1192 nt
Organism: Centropristis striata (black sea bass)
Lineage: Eukaryota; Metazoa; Chordata; Actinopteri; Perciformes; Serranidae
Gene: c7h9orf85
Product: chromosome 7 C9orf85 homolog
Exons: 4
Coding region: 135-722 (195 amino acids)
Source: RefSeq, a predicted model, not a curated record